AUGGUAGUAAGUUUUCGGGAAACGAUUUCCGCGAAGCUGAAGGAACUGGACCAAACGCUAGACCUGGAAACUGCAUCUGCAAGUCAGGUUGUCGAGGCAGUCAGACGAUCUGGUCUACAGUCGUUUUUCCUCGAAUGGGAAGAAUCCUUUAAUGCUUGGCAGACCAAGACGGGCUGUGCAGAGAGAUUACUCCUCAGUGAUGUAACGAAAGAGGGAGCCAUUUACCAAGCUGGAGUAUGGGCAACAGAUCCCAGCGAUAUAGCGAAAGCUUUUGAUGCUUCUGAGCAAUAUGGCAACGAGCUCAAGAAGUUGUAUCAUAUCUACCCCGAUCGACCUUCAUCUUGCAAAACUGGGGCGCUAGACUUCAUCAACGACUACAAGUACCUGCUACCAGUUCAGCUCCUCGAGAAAGCCUUCAAGGAUGCAAACAAGUAUGCUUUCAGAUGCCUGGUAGACGAGGCAAAUCCAUGGCAGCCGUCAAGCGGCGCUCAUCACGCCGUCGACCUCGUUCUCUUGUUUGGAGGCUUUGAUCUGAGUUUUGCGCCUAGUGCUGAGCGCGUUGGCCAGGCUAUGCGCGAGGCGUGGAUCAAGUUUAUUGCUGGGGAAGAACCGUGGCCUGAGGCAGCGGAAAAGUAUCAUGGGUUUGGUCCCCAUGGGACUUUAAAGACUCUUGAAGACUGGGAGGUUCAGUCACGGAGGCGCAUUGGGCUGGCGGAGAAGUUGAGUGAGAUGGAGAGUUCCCUGCUGGAUAAGACAUCUCGUGGGCUCGCGGCUGGGAAAGUGAGUCUGUUGAAUUAA
Fusarium musae is the source of this 798-nucleotide messenger RNA. RefSeq lists its product as uncharacterized. The record is from RefSeq and is a predicted model, not a curated record. Bases 1 to 798 code for a protein of 265 amino acids. The transcript is spliced from 2 exons. Lineage: Eukaryota; Fungi; Ascomycota; Sordariomycetes; Hypocreales; Nectriaceae.